Corapipo altera (White-ruffed manakin) is the source of this 1305-nucleotide messenger RNA. RefSeq names its product regulator of cell cycle RGCC-like. Bases 21 to 494 code for a protein of 157 amino acids. Gene Ontology annotation, biological process: regulation of cell cycle. The transcript is spliced from 6 exons. The record is from RefSeq and is a predicted model, not a curated record. Gene Ontology annotation, cellular component: cytoplasm. Lineage: Eukaryota; Metazoa; Chordata; Aves; Passeriformes; Pipridae. Gene Ontology annotation, molecular function: protein kinase activator activity; protein kinase binding.
GCUUCAUUGGAGUUUGGGGAAUGAGAUUCCCAUCCCCAGAGCUGAGGGGACUGGAGCGUUCAUCUUUCGGGGGAAGGCUGAGGGAGCUGGGACUGUUCAGCCUGGAGAAGAGACAACUUGUCCCCCAAAGGGACCUUAUGGAUGUAUCUAAGUGCUUUUCGAUGGCCGAGGAGCUCAGUGACCUGCUCAGGGAGUUUGAUGAGGUGAUGGAGGACUUUGACCGAGGCCCUGCAUGUCAGUACCAGCAGCACCUGGAAGAGCUGAAGAGGAAAGUGGGACACAGCGUGUACGACAGCGGCAUCGAUGAGCUGGAGAGUGCCAGCACGUCCCCGGGAAGCAGCCUCAACUCCAGCGAGGAGCACCUCAACACCCCAGCCGACACUUACCCCACCAAAGCUAAGCUUGGUGACACGCAGGAGCUGGAGGAGUUCAUCGCGGACCUGGAUAAAGCCUUGGAGGGCUCUUUCAGCUGGGGCAGAAAUACAAAGGCUUAAGUGUGUUCCCUGUCUGCUGCCUCAGCUUCCCCCAGCUGAUGAGCUGGAGGUGCUGGUACCUGGGGAAGGGACUGAGGAUAUGAAGGCCAUGUUGGUCCUGGCAAUGAUGCCCAACAGGACAACCUGCAGAGCUGUUGAUGUUUUUGGGAAGAUGCAGAGGUGCCUGUGGCUCUCUGCCUGCAGCCUCCCUCCAGCUCCUGCUUGGAGGCUGCUCUUUGCUUGAGGGAGAAAGAGAUGUGAGAUGUGGUUCGGGGUUUGGAGAGGAGGAUCCCCAGCAGCUGAGCCCCCCUGAUGCCUGCCUGAUGCACCCUCUGCUUCUGCACCCACUGCUGGCCUGGGGAUAGCUCCUGGGACCAUGCUGGGGACGGGGACAGGCGCGGGGACAGGCGGUGGGGACGGAUCUGGCCAUGGGACAGUGGUGGCAGGGCCCUGCCAGCGCCGAGAGAGGAGAACCCGGGGUGGGCACCAGGCUGUGCCCUGCACGGGGGCUGGUGGCUCCUGGGACUGAGUGGGUUGAGGAGGUCUGUGCCACUGAUGAAGCCCUUGGAGACCCCCUGGGUGAUUUUGGGGAAGGACAUCAGUGUUACCUUGGUGUCCCCUCCAGACUGGGAAAGCCUGUUCCCCCGGUGGCAUCUGUCACAGGUGGUGGCAGCCACUGCUGGCCCUUUGCUUUGCAUGGGGACCCCCAAAUCUGGCCCAUCCCUGCCCCCCAAGUGCCUCUGCCCCAGCUGCUGCUGCUGUAAAUACUGUAAAAAGGAUGUUUUGGGCUGUACAGAGAGAAUGUGUUUCUAUAAACAGGAUUUUAAGCCUC